Molecule: messenger RNA, 1482 nt
Organism: Fukomys damarensis (Damara mole-rat)
Lineage: Eukaryota; Metazoa; Chordata; Mammalia; Rodentia; Bathyergidae
Gene: Bsg
Product: basigin (Ok blood group)
Exons: 8
Coding region: 103-927 (274 amino acids)
Biological process (GO): cell-cell adhesion
Cellular component (GO): cell-cell junction
Molecular function (GO): cell adhesion molecule binding
Source: RefSeq, a predicted model, not a curated record
CUGGGGUGUCCCGCCCCGCGACGCUGUCUGCGUGCGCGCGCCCCGCAGCCUGCUCUUAUAGCCCCGCAUCGGGGACGGGCGCGGUGACUGGCGCGGGGACAGAUGGGCGACAUGGCGGCCUCGCUGCUUUUGGCGCUGGGCCUCAUGCUGCUGGACGUGCAGGGCGCCACCGCGGCGGAGGAUGACAUCCAAGCCACUGUGAGCGACGUUGGCUCCCAGGUGCACCUGACCUGCCUCAUGAACCGCAGCGACGUCACUGUCACUGGGCACCAGUGGCUGAGGGACGGCAAGGUGCUGAAGGAGGACCAGCUGCCCGACCUGCACACCGAGUACCAGGUGAACAAGGAGGACAGCGCGGGCAAAUACGAAUGUGUCUUCCUGCCCAAGCCUCUGGGCAGUACCACAAUCAACAUGCUGGUCCCAGGCCCCCCCAUAGUCAAGGCUGCCAAGAAGUCCGAGCACGCCAGUGAGGGGGAGACCAUCACACUGGUCUGCAAGUCCGACUCCUACCCUCCUGUCAGCUCCUGGAUCUGGUACAAGAUGUCUGACUCCGGGUACCAGGUCAUCACCAAUGGCUCCCAGAGCAAGUUCUCUGUGAGCUCCUCGGAGACCAGGUCGGAGCUGCACAUCAAGGACCUGGACAUGACCCUUGACCCUGGCACCUAUGCCUGCAACAGCACCAGUUCGGAGGGCACCGGCCACGCCACCAUCACCUUGCGUGUGCGUAGCCACCUGGCCGCACUCUGGCCCUUCCUGGGCAUCGUGGCCGAGGUGCUGGUGCUGGUCACCAUCAUCUUCAUCUACGAGAAGCGGCGGAAGCCAGAUGAGCCUCUGGACGAUGACGACGCAGGGUCCGUGCCUCUGAAGGGCAACGCACCCCAUGUGAAUGACAAAGGCAAGAAUGUCCGCCAGAGGAACGCCACCUGAGCGGCACAGUGGCCCAGGUCCCGUCCCCAUCGCCCACCAGAGUCCGUCCCCUGCCGACAAAGCGCCAGACCUGCUCGCCUCAGAAAACCCAUGCAGCAACAGCAAACCCACUGUAGAUCUCCAUAUUGGAUCUUUUUAGCUUUAAUUAACUAGGGUUUUCUACAUACAGAAUUUUGUUCCUUAGGUUUUGUUUUUCUCCUUUUUAAUGUUUUCUCCAUCAUGAAUGCCAGAGAGUUGGUGCAUCCCAAAGAGGUGCCUCAAGCCCCCUGGGUCCCUGGCCACUUGUAGAUUGGGAGGAUGUGCAUCCUGUACCAUCAGCCUGUCUGAAGCCUGCCCUGUCUCUUGUGCCCUGUGCUUUCACUUGUCUUUCCUGAAGGUCAAAGUCUGUGACCUCUUGGUGGAGCGAACUCCAUUUCUCUCCUGAUGUCUGGUGCCCAGGGUCUGGGACUCCAGAGCUACCUGCUGUGCUAGGGACAGCAGCACCCUCUCCAGUGUUGGACACACAGGGAUCCCUCCUGUCCCACCCCUGCACAAUAAAGACUGAGCCCACCUGGU